AUGGAUCGUCCAGGGAAGACAGUUGCUAUUUCAACAGUCGUACAAACUUCAUCAAAGACCUCGAACCUGGAGUUGGAAUUCGGAUGUGAACCGACGAAACCUCAACCGAAUUCACAAUGGAAGCAAUUAUCACCCGAAGUAUGUCAUCCGAGAUUUGCGGCAUCAGCUCCGAACUCACCUUAUGAUAUGAUCUUCGGAAUGGCUCUUCUGCGACAUUACGCCACGAUUCUGGCUAUCAAUCAUUUGAAAACCCAUUUAAAAGAUGUGAAAUAUUGCACCAGGUAA
Messenger RNA from Opisthorchis viverrini, 285 nucleotides. RefSeq lists its product as hypothetical. The record is from RefSeq and is a predicted model, not a curated record. NCBI's taxonomy places the organism in Eukaryota, Metazoa, Platyhelminthes, Trematoda, Opisthorchiida, Opisthorchiidae. The coding region runs from base 1 to 285 and encodes 94 amino acids. The transcript is spliced from 3 exons.